AUGAAUGACACAUAUAGCAAUGCCCAAACAAACCAGGCCAUAUAUUAUAAUCCUCCUACAACGACCACAUCACGAACGAACCAAUCUAACAUAGCUAAUGUCAACACUACAAAUACUCCGGGUAAUCAAGGUGCAUUAUCAAAUCAUGCCAUUAGUGAUAUAUAUGCUCAAAUAAAUCUGCUACAUAACCAAUUUAAUAAUUAUCAAGGCAAUACCAAUGAAAAGAUAAAUCAACUUAAUAUGAAGUUGAAUUAUAUUAACGAAUCAAUUGAAACUUUAAAACGAAAUUUUAAUGAUUUGUCACAACAAGUUCAAUUUGUUUUACUGAGUGGAACACCCCAAACAAAUACAUAUGGGAAUUAUAAUAGUCAAUUCAAAACUAUUGAACUAUUUACAAAGAGUCUAAAUAAGUUAGGAAAAGAUCUUGAAGAAUUUUCAACAGCAGCCAAUACAUUACAACAACCCCAACUACAAUCACAACAUCAUUUAAGUCUCCCUCAACAAAAUAUCAGAACCUCAUCAACUAAUACAAAUGGAUCAGGUAAUGCUACACAUGUUACUACAGGUGGCACCAGUGCUACGACUCAAUUUGAAGACGAAGUAGACGAAUUGAACCGUUCACAACUUUCAAAGGCACUUUCACUUCGAUCACCAGCGCCCAAUAAUAAUUCGACCCCGACAUCGCCAUUUAUACCGAAUAAGUUUAAUUUUGAUUUGAAUUCAUUUUCGUCUACACGAAAUCCUGUAAAUGGAGGGAUUCUGCAUCAGCAACCACAACAACAACCACAACAUACUGGUACUCUUCAGCCAGGAUUCCAUGAUCCUAAAGACCAGAACUUAAAGAAACGAAGGAAGAGGUUGAAGGAUUCUUCCCCUCAACUCCAACAUCAACAGCACCAACAGCAACAACAACAGCAACAACAACAACGUCACCAUCAGCACCAACAACAACAACAGCGUCAACAACAGCAACAGCAACAACAGCAACAAGUCCAGUCACGUCAAGCACAAGCGCAAGCACUAGUUAGUGGAAGUCAAAAUAAUUCCCUUAACAACCCUUAUAUCCUUCCAUUACCUAACUUGUUAAGUGAAGAUCCCACCGCUACCAACAGCAAAUCAAGCUCCGUUUCAGCUGCCCAAUUCAUCUCCAGUAUGCCGCGCAGUAACGAUCCUAACGCAUUAAUGACCUCAGCAUUGAGACAACUGUCAAACCAAACGCGAUCCUCAUUUUUCGGAGAUGAUGACAUUAGUCAUAGUAUAGAUGCAUUAUCUGCUGGAACGGGCGCACCACCAACCAGCAAUACAUCGACUACAAAUGCCAAUGUUACUUCAAAUAACACGGCUGCUUCGAAUAUGUCAGGUGCAUCGGGUACGGAUGGUGUUGAGCUGCCAGCUACUAGUACAUCCAAUGAUGAUAAACCUCCAUCGAAAAGAAGUAAACAUGAUGGGUCAGAAUCUCCUUCAAAGGGAAGAUUAUCACUUGAUUCUUCAGACGUUCCCAAAUUUAAAGUUGAAAGAAGUCUUAAAACAAUUAGUGAUAUUUGGAAAGAAUAUGAAUAUGGAUUGAAGGAUAAACCUCCUUUGAAAUUAUUAGAAAUCAAAUAUGGAACCAAAUGGAGAAAUGACACUGAAUCAAGAACAUUCUUGAGACGCAAGAAGAUUUAUGAAGCGAUUGAAAAUGGCAAGAAUCAAGGAUAUACUGAUGAACAAGUUAUUCGAGAAUUAGAAGAAUAUAGAAGCUAUGAACAUAAGGGUGCUAUCAAGAAGAGACCAUUACUGUGGUUAAAUGCUAAUAUGCCAGUCAAGUUUGAAACUUAG
This is a messenger RNA of Hemisphaericaspora subhashii, 1818 nucleotides long. RefSeq lists its product as uncharacterized. Lineage: Eukaryota; Fungi; Ascomycota; Pichiomycetes; Serinales; Debaryomycetaceae. The coding region runs from base 1 to 1818 and encodes 605 amino acids. Gene Ontology annotation, molecular function: DNA-binding transcription factor activity, RNA polymerase II-specific; RNA polymerase II cis-regulatory region sequence-specific DNA binding. Gene Ontology annotation, biological process: positive regulation of ribosomal protein gene transcription by RNA polymerase II. The record is from RefSeq and is a predicted model, not a curated record. The transcript has a single exon.